This is a messenger RNA of Anguilla rostrata (American eel), 5511 nucleotides long. Its product is annotated as TSC22 domain family protein 2-like. Gene Ontology annotation, biological process: regulation of transcription by RNA polymerase II. The record is from RefSeq and is a predicted model, not a curated record. The transcript is spliced from 4 exons. Lineage: Eukaryota; Metazoa; Chordata; Actinopteri; Anguilliformes; Anguillidae. Bases 984 to 3272 code for a protein of 762 amino acids.
UAAAUUGGUUAAAUAUGAUCAGAUAUUCUUCAGGCUGGUCAACUACUUAAUGAACAAAGGAAAGUGUGGCUUAAAUGUAACAAAUUUGGCUGUAUUGUGAGCUUCUCUUUAGAAAAAAAAAUGUAUAUCAACACCUCAAUUUUCCUAGCAAAUACCUGUUUCAAAUAUCGUACUUGGUAUGAAGCGCCGACGGGGGGCUGGCGGAACACCCGACUCCUUUGAAAAAAAAAAUGCCUACGCACUUCUAUCAGCGCGAGCUAUGUGGUUCGGAAUUCUCCACCGCUUGCGUACGCCACUGCGCAACGCUCCCAGAGUGCAAUGCGCUUUUCACAUAGCCAUCUUGUCGAGUGGGAGAGGAGGGGAGGCAGUUUGUGAAUUUCAGUUCCCCGGAGCCCGGAGGGAGAGAACAGGCAUAGUCCGGCGAGGCUAGGCUUGAUUUCAGACUUUACGAGUGUCGGAGGGCUUUAUCGAUUUCGACCGAGCUCUCGGAGGCGAAGAUGGGCGUGUUUACAUGAUGUCGUGUGUGCUGGUUCCCAGGUUGAAAAAGUGCUUUAAAAAGAGAGCGGCGGACAGCGGGUCCGCCUCAGACUGACGUAGCCUCGGCAGCUGCUGAGCCGUAUCUGCGACAGCGGCCUGUUGGCAACUCCAGUGCCGGGACAAUACCUUACAAAGCAGGCCAGCUCUGAACGACCGUGGCUACAAAGAGACGUGGAGCGACGGAUUGAUAGCUUGCUAGCUACACUGGAAUCGCGUCUCGCCAAGAGCUGAGAAGACUGGGACUGUGUGUUUUUUGCAAAGGCAUAAAAUGCAACAGGAGAGGAGAAGUAAGAUGACGUAUAAUCGUCUCGCUAACAGUUGUUGUAAACUGUGAUAUUUUGUUACCAUAUAUUGUAUUUCACCGUUCGGGUGAUAUUUAGAUACGACUUUGUCCAUUUUUCUUGUUCUGCGUAGAAAGAGCGGCGUUAUCAGCGUAGAUAUUCAAAAUGUCUAAAAUGCCGGCGAAAAAGAAGAGUUGUUUUCAGAUCACCAGUGUGACACAGGCUCAGGUAGCGGCCAGCAGCAUCACUGACGACACAGAGAGUUUGGACGACCCAGACGAAUCGAGGACUGAGGACGUGUCGUCGGAAAUAUUCGACGUGUCUAGAGCGGAUUUAGAACCGGAGGUGUGCGACAGGAGCUCGUCUGACGAAACCCUGAACAACGUCGGAGGGGAGUCGGAUGCCCACGGCGUCAUUGCAUUGCAUAUACCUCAAGACGGGCAGCUACCGGCAGUAUCAGGUCCUCCGAACGGGGGGUUCGCGUUCAGGAGCGCAGCGGGGUCAGGCGUCGCUCAUGUCAGUCCGCACGUUUUGGCAGCGAGCGCGCCGGCGGCCCCGCCCCCUGCCACGGUCCUGCAACAGCCGGCCCCGCUCAGCGCUGGCGGGACCGCUAAUAAUGUGACGAUAGGUACGUCACAGGCGCCCACCGCCGCCCCGACUGUGACGGCCAGCUCGACGACGACGACGACUACUACCGCAAGCUGCAGUUCUCGCUUCAGGGUCAUCAAACUUGAUCACGGUACGGGAGAGCCCUUCCGGAGGGGCCGGUGGACGUGCACGGAGUUCUACGACCGGGACCCGGAGGGCGGUUCCGUUAUGUCUAGGACUGUGGACGUGAAGCCGAGCGCCUUGGAUCAGAACGCCGACAGGGACAGCGGACUGGGGGCCACAGGAAGCUCGGUGGUGGCCCCCUCCGCGCUCGUGGCCCAGGGGCCGGACUCCGCGGCGGACGCUUCCUGUUUGGCCCCGGCCCACCUGCCCCCGGUCGACCCCCAGCCGCCGGGCUACGGCAUCGGGCACCAGCCCGCCAGCGCGGCCUUCCAGCCCCCUGGCUACGGCGGCGGCGGCGGCGGCAAACCGGCGGCAGUUCCAGUUCCGGCGCAGCAGCCGCAGGUCCAGGUUAGCGUCCCGCAGCUGCCGAUCCCCGCCGCCGCCCCCCAGACCCUCCUCCCGCCGGGACACAACGGGGCGCCCCUGCAGAAAUCUCCCAGCAUGCCCCCCGCCACGCAGAGCCAGCCGUUUGCCUACCCUGCCCCGCACCACCUGCCCUCCGUCAGCCCCGUCGGCCAAUCGGAAUACCGGCCGCCGCCUCCGCAGCAGCCCCAGCAGCCCCAGCUCCUGUCCAUCGCCACCGCCGGCCCGAUGGGGCCCCCCGUCAGCCAGGGCCCCUCGCCCGUCAUGACCCCCGCCGCCGCCGCCGCCGGGGCCCAGGCGCUGGGGCUCCUGAUGCAGGCCGGGGAACCGGUCGCCGUGUCGUUGCCAGGCAACCAGCCGCCGGCCCCGGCGCAGCCCGGGCUCCUGCAGCAGUCCGUGGCGGUGGCGGUGGCGGUAGCCGGGGGCCCGGUGUCCGCCCCUCUCCCGCAGCCGCUGCCCUCGGGGUUGGCCGGGAUCGUCCCCGUCUCGGUCGCCGUCGCGGCGCCCCCUGGUGUCCAGAACGUGCCUACCGCUGUGCCGGGCUCCUCCCCCGCCGCCGCCGCCGCCGUCGCUCCUUUGACUUUGCCGAACCAGGCGGCCGCCGCCGUGGCGGGGCAGCUGCUCCUGGGCGCCCGCGGCGGCGGCGGCGCCGUUUCGGGGCUGGCGUUCGGGCAGGCGCCCCCCGUCGCCCCCGCGGAGGAGACCCGAAGGAAGUCCGACGCCCUACCUCAGCCGUCCGGCGUCUCUGGCAAAGACGCGGCCAGAGCCCUGAUCCCGGAAAGCCUGCAGCUGACCGCGCCCUCCGUAAACAGCCUGUUCGGAAUACCCAUCGCGCUGGACGGGGACGAGGACAGGAAUCCUUCCACAGCGUUCUACCUGGCCUUCCCUCCCGACAGGGCGCAGAACUCAAAGAGCCACAGCGAUAGUGCAUCUGGAGCGAGUGUUGUAGCCAUCGAUAACAAAAUUGAACAGGCAAUGGAUCUGGUGAAGAGCCACCUGAUGUAUGCGGUGCGGGAGGAGGUGGAGGUGCUGAAGGAGCAGAUCAAAGAGCUGUACGAGAGGAACUCUGUGCUGGAGCGGGAGAACGCCGUUCUCAAAUCCCUGGCCAAUAGUGAACAGCUGUCCCAGCUCUCCACCCAGCUGGCCAAUCCCGGCAGCACGUCCCCCCAGCAGCAGCAGCAGCCGCAGCAGCCGCCGGCCGCUGGCUCCGCCCCCCGCCCCAGGAGGGCGGCCAGCCCCUCCCCCUGUCCCUCCCCCACCAGCCCAAUGUCUCGUCGGCGUGAGCAACGCUCUCUGCUCUGUAAGAGAUGGACAAGAUAAAAAUACCACACACACACGCGCACGCGCGCAAAAAAAAUAAAUAAAAAAAGCUUAAAGACCUGCUUAUGAUACCAGUUUUAAAAGAUAAUAAAUAAUAAGUAAUGGUAAAUUACCGAAAAAAGAAAAAACUAAAUCAAAUCAAGUCAAUGUUGUUCGCCGUGGCCUGCAAGAAACAUGGAGGGCCAUGCUCUAGUGUGUGUGUGUGUGUGCGGUUUGGGGCCUUCCCAGUGUUAGACAAUCAUCGGAGAGCUUUUUCUUUUGGCAUGGUAUCUAAUGGGGUGGGGGGGGGGCGGGGCUUGGCAGAGCCAGUCACCUUGAGGGGCGGGGCCAGCUGCAUCCGGUGGUGCCGACAGACCGGAGUUCCUGCUCAUGGAUGGGAGGCCCAGCCAGCCAAUCGCAAUCCGAUCUCACCCCCCCUCGACGAUACGUCUGGCGGCAGACGGGGGCGGAAGGUGUGGAGAGAAAUUGGAACCUCCGUAAAAAGGAGGGGUAGUGCGAACUAUUGAAUGGAUGAGGGUGUGGUGCAGGGGAUUGUGGGUAAGGUGGGUGGAGGGAAUGGAAUUGACACGUCUUCAAAGAACCAUACCAUCCUUUCGACAUGAAUCAAAUCCACACACACGUCAUGUUAAAAAAAAAGUUUUACUGUUUUCAUUUUAUUUAUUACAGGGCUGCUAUUUUCCAUAAUGUAAAUGAACAAUGCCACAGAAUAUACGCUCUAUUGAAAUAAAAAAAUAAAUAAAACUUUCUUUGGGUUUUCGGAAAGUUUCAAAUGUACAAUAAUUGGACAUUGGUUGGGCGAUGAUUCGCGUAAACUAGUUAAAUAUGUAUGGCAAUAAUAAAGUAAGUCCUGGCAUAGGUCUAACACUAAUGGCCAUUUAACUUUGGGAUUGUUUAUUUACAGUAGUUAAGAUCCAGUUUGAAUGUACAUUUUGUAUAGAGUGUAAAGUAUUAAGAGCAUAGCAAGUUUGUACAGGUGAACACCAGUUCUUGUGAUAUGAAAUCGAAAAUGAAUCUUUGGUGGGAUAUUUUGAUGAAGAAAUACUAUUCCUUUCUGUUUCUAGUUUCUUUAUCUUAGAGUGAAAAAGUAAUUGCCAUACUCCCCUCUAUCAUUUUAAAAUAUAAAACAAAUAUUUGUGCAUAUUUUUCAGGGGUGGGGAAAGAAAAAAAAAAAAGCUGUGAAUUUGUUCAACCUACUUUGUAACCAAAGAAGCAAAGCUGUGUAAUUCAAUUUUUUAUUUUGUAAUGCACACUAUAUAUAUAUUUUUAGUUUUCUUUUUCUUACUUUCUCCUUCACCACAAAGAAUCCUUUUUUUUGUUGUUGUUGUUGUCGUUUUGUUUGUUUCUCUUUCGCAUGUUCUGCAUGAUCGAUAAUCUUCGAACCACUUUCUUACCUCAUGGUUUUUUUUGUCCAGCACUCUUCUUGUAAAUCAAGUAUAGUCUGUGAACAAUGUCGGUAGAAAUUACGGAUCCGAGCGCUGGAGUCGGGGGGGCAGGGGGGGGCGGGCGGGCGGGUUUGGGGGGGGGGGGACCCUAGUGUUACGCACACUGGGCAAUGAAGUGAGCCAUCUUUUGUUCAUUGUAAAUGGUGUUUUGAAUUUCAUAUGCAGAAAAAAAAAGUUUUGUUACAUUGCAAAAAAAUUUUAAUGUAUUUAAUAAAUGCGACGUUCAGAUUCAAAGUGUAGUGUACACUGAGUAUUUAAAUGAAAGAAAAAAGAGGAAAAAAACGACAAACCGAAAACACAAUUGUACAUUUCAUUAAAAAAAAAAAAAAUUAAAAAAAAUACAAUUUUGAAACCCGGUGAUUUUCUGUACGGGGGAAAAAGUAUGGUAUGUUCUCUCUGUUCGGUGUCCAGUCGCAUGGCUAUUGGUUUCGGUCUCCGCGACGAUGGUCUCGUUGUACAAUCACGAAUCCGUUCGACAAGCCCGCGAGAGGGCAAAUGUGACUUUUUUUUUUUUUUUUUUUUUUUUUUUGCGACUGGUCAUGGGGGUUUCUGUUUUCAACUCUGAAGGAAGUGUAGUGUACGAGCAAAGUGUACACUGUACUGUACAUGGUGGUCUGGAUCACUGAGCCGAUGGUGGGGAACUGAGCAUACCCAUUGUAAUGUGCUGUUCUGCCAAUUUUAAUUCUCCAUCAAAAAAUAAAUGACUGUUUUAUUAAGAGGUUUAUCAUCAAAGCUUUUGGAGUGAAGUGUGAACUGGGAAUACUUUUUUUAAAAUAAACGAUUGAGAAACUGAAAAA